AUGAGAACAAGUCCUAUUCCAUCUCUGAUGGCGGAAUCCGGACAGUUGCCUAUGGAAUUUGCCGCAGCUUUGGCGUUAAUCAAUUGUGCCAACCGUCUGGCGGUAGGAUCAAUCUCCCGUGAAUCCUACCCGACAAUUAGGAGGGCUAUGAUUCAAUACAAGAAGUUAACGGGAUAUGAUCUACCACCGAUUUCAAGGAAGCUUCGUGCUGGCUCCCGGGAGUGGUUUACCCCCAGGCCGUGCUUGGAUUGGAGUUUGGAGAAGAAGAUUCCCGCCGGAUCGAGCUCGUCUGUGGCAUCACAGGUAUUUCUUGCUCACAUCGACGAAGUCUACAGGAACAGGAAAAUUUACACGGAUGGAUCGGUAGACAAGAAUGAAGCCGGUUGUGCUUACUGGAGUAAAAAGAAGAGUGAAACAUAUCGUCUACCGGAUGGAUGCUCGGCUUUCUCAGCCGAAGCGUUUGCGAUCUGGAAGGCGCUACAAAGAACGGUAGAUCCGAUUGAACCAACGGUUAUUUUCACUGAUUCGGCGAGUAGCAUGAGAGCAUUGGAACAUGGAAGUUGUCACCCAUGGAUCCAACGCGCGGAGGAAUUUUGGCACCAGGUCAACGUAGCGAUUUGUUGGGUUCCUGGAUAUUCUGGGAUUCCUGGCAAUGAGAAGGCGGACGAGUUGGCAGCAAAAGGAAAGAAGAAAUCACACCCCACGACAUGCAUUCCGGUCCCAAGAGAGGAUGUCGACCGGAUGGUGAGGCACCGAAUUCGCCAGGCAUGGGAGAGCUCAUGGAGAAGAAGUGACAAAUUUUUAAGAGAAAUCAAAUCAACAACAAUGCCCUGGACGGGCUAUGGAAAACCGCAAGAACAAAGAAUAUUGACCAGGCUACGUAUUGGUCACACAUAUUUGACUCAUGGACAUCUGUUGGAAGAAAGGGAGGCAAAUCCGUGCAUAUUCUGUGGUGAGAGGAUGUCGGUGAAGCAUCUUCUGGCAGACUGCCUUGGAUUGACCCAUGCGUGGAGUCGAUACGGAAUAUGUGGUACGGUGGAAGAAAUACUUGCUCCCGAUCGGAAAGCAGAAGAGAAAGUGUUAAAUUUCCUAAGAGAAAUGACAUUAAUUGAUAAAAUUUAG
Toxorhynchites rutilus septentrionalis is the source of this 1122-nucleotide messenger RNA. RefSeq lists its product as uncharacterized. Gene Ontology annotation, biological process: DNA replication, removal of RNA primer. Gene Ontology annotation, molecular function: nucleic acid binding; RNA-DNA hybrid ribonuclease activity. The coding region runs from base 1 to 1122 and encodes 373 amino acids. The transcript has a single exon. The record is from RefSeq and is a predicted model, not a curated record. Lineage: Eukaryota; Metazoa; Arthropoda; Insecta; Diptera; Culicidae.